UGUCCCCUAGGCGGAUUCUCUCGGGCUGCUUCAUCACCUCCGAAUACUCCGGUGACAGGAGGCCCCUGCGGCUCCACCCCCAGCCCCCAGCAGCGAAUAAAUAGCAGGCUCCCAGCCCAGAAGCCAGGAGAAGUUUCUAGGCGUGUGUUCCCCAGUUUAUUAAGCCCCUGGCUCCACUCUCCAGCUCGGUGGUUCUGGCUGCGCGCCUGGACAGCUUCGGGAGGACCGUGGCUUGCUGAUCUCCGGGUCCCUGGGUGGGGGAGGAUUCCACUGGGCUCAGCCAGGGAGCACCUUUGGGGGCUGGGACCCCAGCCUGGUGUGCACGAGCCACCUUGGCUGUGGAUGGUCCUGCUUCUCCCUGACCGAAGACCAGCAUUUUCCUGAAGCUGAAGAUAAGCCGGGAAGCCCAGCUCAGCUGUGUGACCUUGGGCAGGUGGUGCCUUCGCCCUGAGCCUCGGUUUCCCCUCUGAGCUCAGUAGCCGCCAUGGCUGAUGGGCAGAUGCCGUUCUCCUGCCACUACCCGAGCCGCCUGCGCCGAGACCCCUUCCGGGACUCGUCCCUGUCCUCCCGCCUGCUGGACGAUGGCUUUGGCAUGGACCCCUUCGCCGACGACCUCACCGCCUCGUGGCCGGACUGGGCGCUGCCUCGGCUCUCGUCCCCGUGGCCCGGGACCCUGAGGUCGGGCAUAGUGCCCCGGGGGCCCAACGCCGCGGCCAGGUUUGGGGUGCCCACCGAAGGCAGGAGCCCUCCACCCUUCCCCGGGGAGCCCUGGAAAGUGUGCGUCAAUGUGCACAGCUUCAAGCCCGAGGAGCUGAUGGUGAAAACCAAGGACGGCUACGUGGAGGUGUCCGGCAAACACGAAGAGAAGCAGCAUGAAGGCGGCAUCGUCUCCAAGAACUUCACGAAGAAAAUCCAGCUUCCGGCAGAAGUGGAUCCCGUGACAGUGUUCGCCUCGCUCUCCCCGGAGGGGCUGCUGAUCAUCGAAGCCCCCCAGGUCCCGCCUUACGCGCCUUAUGGAGAGAGCAGUUUCAACAGUGAGCUGCCCCAGGACAGCCAGGAAGUCACCUGUACCUGAAACACCAGCCUUGGUGCAUCCCUGUUCCUCCCCCACCCCAGGCUUCUCUGAUUGCGGGGUACCUAACUUUAGCUGAACUCCAUUUUAGUGCAUCCAACGUGUUGGGGGGUGGGGGAACGACCACAAACUCCCUGGAUAGUGUAGUACUAGAUCUCUCCACAAGUGGGCGCAAUUGGCAAGUCGUGCUUGGUUGCGUUAGGUCAAACACUGGUUUUUCUUUGCCCUUGUUUUUUUUCUACUUUGAUGACAAUGUUGCACAUUUUGUUGCUGCAAAACAAACAAAUGGGGACUUAAGAUUUCACAUCGGAUCUGACCUUGCUGCUAAGGCAAGGGUUGCUUCUCUCUGGGGGCCACCCCAUCACCCAGAUCCCUACACUGGCUUCCUGUUUCCGUGCCUGCUGAGUGGCUUGGUGGAGGGGAACCCGGGGCACCGUGUUGCUCCAUCCCUGGCCUGCGAAAGGCUUUAGACAGAUCCUGUUCCCCACCAACCACACGGAAAGCAGCAGUGCCUUCUGCCCUGCGCCCGGACGUUUGCAGCCCGUGCCUGAGGUCCCCCAGGACGCUGGCGGCCCCAUGGCUCAUUCUCUGGCUAAGCCCCACCCCCUUCUGUCCACAUCUGGAUUUUACAGAGGAACCCAGCAGAGGCCAGGCAGCCUGGCACACAGGCCAGUGGGGCUGUGAACGUGGGCGGGGCGUGCGUGUCCUGACUGUUUGAGUUGUGCUGUUGUUUAGGGGAUAAUAAUGGUAAAUAAUUAAUAAUGAUGAUAAUAAUAAAGGAGCUGAUGUUCUUA
Molecule: messenger RNA, 1866 nt
Organism: Lepus europaeus (European hare)
Lineage: Eukaryota; Metazoa; Chordata; Mammalia; Lagomorpha; Leporidae
Gene: HSPB8
Product: heat shock protein family B (small) member 8
Exons: 3
Coding region: 485-1075 (196 amino acids)
Biological process (GO): cellular response to unfolded protein
Cellular component (GO): protein folding chaperone complex; cytoplasm; nucleus
Molecular function (GO): protein homodimerization activity
Source: RefSeq, a predicted model, not a curated record